Molecule: messenger RNA, 2048 nt
Organism: Catharus ustulatus (Swainson's thrush)
Lineage: Eukaryota; Metazoa; Chordata; Aves; Passeriformes; Turdidae
Gene: ADIPOQ
Product: adiponectin, C1Q and collagen domain containing
Molecular function (GO): protein binding
Source: RefSeq, a predicted model, not a curated record
AUGGAAAGUGCAGUGUUUGAGCUGACAGCUCAUGCCCUUAGGGAUAGCGAUGCAAUAGCCAGACUUCAUUCUCUAAACAGACUGCAGCAAGCCAACCAGGACUCAAAGCAGCUGGAACCAACGAUGAGGGGCCUGGCAGGCUUCCUGCUGUGCUCCUUGCUGCUGCUGGCCCCCCACUCCACAGGGGUGGCUGCCCAGGACACCCAGCCUGACCCCAAAACGCCAUGUGCCAAUUGGAUGGGAGGAGCACCCGGUUACCCUGGCCACAACGGCAUCCCUGGCCGGGAUGGGAAAGAUGGAAGAGAUGGACUGAAGGGAGAUAAAGGAGAUGAAGGUCCAGCAGGUCCCAAAGGUGAACCAGGCCCAGUAGGAAGCCGAGGCUUUCCCGGACCUCCUGGAUCUCCUGGAAUUCCUGGAACCCCAGGGCAGAAGGGCAAAGAUGCUUUUGUGCAGCGCUCUGCCUUCAGCGUGGGGCUGACAGAGCACAGCCCUGCCCCCAACGUCCCCAUCCGCUUCAGCAAGAUCUUCUACAACGAGCAGGGCCACUACGACCCCAGCACGGGCAAGUUCCUCUGCAACGUCCCUGGCACCUACUACUUCGCCUACCACCUCACAGUCUACCUGUCAGACGUCAAGGUCAGCCUCUACAGGAAGGACAAGGCCGUGAUCUUCACCUACGACCAGUUCCAGAGCAACAACGUCGACCAAGCGAGCGGCUCUGUGUUGCUGCACCUCAGCUCUGGGGAUGAGGUCUGGCUUCAGGUGUACGGCGACGGGGACAAAAAUGGGGUCUAUGCUGACAACCUCAAUGAUUCCACUUUCAUGGGCUUCCUCCUGUACCCUGACCCAGAUAACUACUAAAGCAGGGGGUGCUGCAUGGAAGAGGGGGAGGUGGCUUAACCCCAGCAUGUCCUGGGGCACUGGCGCUAUAGCUAUAAUGUAUUUACCAGAAAUUGCCUUUUGCAAGGACAACCACUGCCAAGGGGGGACCCUUUCUCCUGUGAAAUCAGUGAGAUCACACCAGUGCUUCCAUGGAACCAAGAAUUCACUCCUACACCUGCUCUUGCUUUCCUGUGGAAACCUCGACCCAAAGUCAAGUACCACUCCUGUCAUGGCAUGAAAAACUCUCAACAUGGCUUAACCUUCCUUUAAAUUUAAAAGUGAGAAAAGAACAAUUGGCUGCAUUUAAAUAUGACAUUCUAAAUUGUUCUUUUUUAGCCACCUAAAUCCAUUGAAACCAAUUGCAGAAAUUUUAGUCAGCAUUUUAAAUUUUAAGUAGAAGAGGGAAAAUACUACUCACAAAAGCAGAGUGCUCUUGUUUUCAGCUGGAAUCAAUGGCUCAAUUUUUUGUAACUCCCACUUAUUUGAGCCUUUGACUUCCACUCCUGGUUUGCUGUCUCCCUUUUUUUUAGCCCAGAUUUUUGAAUAUAUUCAGAUUAUUAACUUCCACUGAUUUUAAUCCUUUGAUUUUCUUUUUAUGCUUAUUCCCUAUUGUUAUGUCUAAUGCAGACAGCAGGCUGGGGGGCAGGGAUCUUCUCUUGUGAUUUAUCUGAGAAGCCUUGUGAGCACCAGUGAAGCCACACAACAAAAACAGCCCAUUAACUGUGUGGUUUUGGGGGUUCCCAGGUGACCACAAAGAUCCUGUCUCAUCCCCCCUCCAAACAGCUCCCAGGUGCACCCAAAAGUUGAGAUCUAUCAGCAGUGUUUGCACUUUUCCAGGCCCUAGGUGUGUCAUGCCCACCAGCUAGGCAGAGCUUCAGGUGGUGUGGGCUUCUGGGAUGAGCCCCCCACCCCUGCCCCAGCUUUGGGCAAGGUUACCUGAAUGCAGAAGAGUGUUAAGGCUGGAAUUAGUCAGUACAUCAAACUGCUCUCCAAAGAGCUUGCUUGACUGAGCUAAAAGAGGAUUUGAUGGUUUCUCAGAUAAAUUCAAAGAAGACUCCUCCUGCUACUACUAAGCUUCAGAACGAGCAAACACAGAUCAGAGCUAAUGCAGUAUUACAAGCACAAAACAACAUUAAGAGCUUCAACUGAAAUUACUUGCAGCAUCA